AUGACACCUCCCUUGAUUGUCGCCCUCUACCGUGUGAGAUCGCUUCGUCGUGUGAUCAUGAUCUUGGGAGCAUGUUUGAUAUCUCUGGGUGUCAUUCUGACAGCUUUGGCAACCAACAACGGCCUGGUCGCUAUCUACUUAUCAAUAGCCGGUAUUGGACAUUGCAUGCUAACACUAUCUUUAACACUCGCCUUGGACCAACUCGCAAGCAACCAGAACUUCAACCUAUUGUAUGGUGUGGGUAUGAGCGGGUUCGGCCUUGGCAUGGUUCUUCUACCAAUCCUGGCUGAUGUCUUAGGUCAAGUUUACGGUUGGAGAGGCGGUGUUCUUAUCCUAGGUGGCCUAAUGGCCAACCUAGUCCCUUUAGCCAUGACCAUUCAGGUAGAACCAGCCUCGGGUCAGGACCGAACAACGGGUCGAAGUGCAAACAUUGAUACUUUCGAGGAAAGUGGUCCAUCUGAAGAAAGAUUCUGCAACGAUCGCCCGACCGAGGAGGAAGAUACAACACUGUUAAGCCUCGAAAGCAGUCCUGGCACAUCAUCUUAUCAACCUGAGCAUCAGUUGCUUGAUGAUGACCCGUCUAUGGAAUCUACAGCAGUCGACAAGAUCCUGAAGGAAUCUCAAGAACAAGACGCUAGUUCCAGGUCGAUCCUUGAUAGUAUUCGUGAUAGUAUACGCCGGUCCGAUUUCUACAGGGACCCAAUAUUUAACGUCAUGUUUGUAUCAACUUUCAUUUACGGUGUGCUCUACUGUGGCUGGCAUGCUUUUCUGGUGCCCCAUGCCAUUCUGAGAGGGUACUCCAUCCGUGCUACCAUCUUGAUGACUUUAUUUGCCUCGGUAGGAAAUUUUCUCGGAAGACUCUUGGCAGGCGCCCUCUCCGACCGCUUGGCGAACCCCAUCCUUCUGUUCCUCGUAGCUGCCUUGGUAAAUGCAUUUGCCAUUCUGUGUGAUGCGUUCAUUCAUCAUUACUACGUUAUGUUAGUAACGGCGUGUGUAUCUGCUCUCAGCAUCGCUGGAAUGUCUGUGCUGGGACCACUGGCAGUGAGGAAAAGAGCAUCUCCUGCAAACUUCGACGUUGCAUAUGCAGUUAAUGACCAAUUCUUCGGCCUUGGAACCUUCCUUGGAGGCUACCUAUCAGGUCUCAUCGCUGGAAUGUUUUCAUCCUACAAUGCCACUUUCAAAUUUCUAGCCGCUGUAGACAUCUUGGUUUUUUCACUGAUGCUCCCGGUUUUACUAAUAAAGAAACCCGUUAACGUGUGA
Molecule: messenger RNA, 1260 nt
Organism: Strongylocentrotus purpuratus (purple sea urchin)
Lineage: Eukaryota; Metazoa; Echinodermata; Echinoidea; Camarodonta; Strongylocentrotidae
Product: monocarboxylate transporter 12-like
Exons: 4
Coding region: 1-1260 (419 amino acids)
Biological process (GO): transmembrane transport
Molecular function (GO): monocarboxylic acid transmembrane transporter activity
Source: RefSeq, a predicted model, not a curated record